AAGUUAGUAACAAUAUGAGAAUAAGUGUAUAUAAAAUGAAGAUGAUGAUGUUAGUUACCUCUCAUGGGUUAUUUAUAGGGGGACAUAGAUGUGUUGUAUCCUUCGUAAUCCAUUGUGAAACGGAGGAAGAUAUCUCCUGCUUUGUAGGAGUUAUCGUCCCUAAGAUGAUCAUGUAUAACCGAAGGCAAAAUCUCCAACUCCAUGGGAGCUAUAAGCCACGUAGCCACAGUGACAAGCUUGACUUGGGCCUGCUUCUUAGUCAUAAUCCUGGGCAGUUAAGGGUAUCCAAAUAUCCCCUCCAACUUAAUUGGUUAUUGUUGUUUUAUAAAAGAUAUUAGUGACACUGUAAAAUAUAACAAUGUUUGGAACCUUUGUUAGAAGUGGAAAACAUUAAAACAUUGAAGGUUUCCUACACCUUCAAGGAAUCGGGGGUAUUGUAUUUUGCAUUCCAAACUAUAUAUCAAAUUGACAUUUUUCUUGAAUACUACAGGAAAAAAGAUACUUUACACUCUCAAUUAAAACCAAUGAUCAAGAUUAUGCCACGUCACCUAUUUUUUUUCGCAUCUAUCUUCACUUUAAGAAGUGGAUAUAUAGAGUAAAAAAUGUAAGGUUUUUUAGAAUGAUUAUAGUAGUUUGGAUUUUGAAGAGCAAAACUUCUUACAAUUUUGAGUGUGCAAAGUAUAUCUUUUGCAACUAGCAAUCAAUUGACACAAUAUUACAACUUUGGUGGAGGUCGUGGAUAUGUCCAAUCGCUUACAGGCCAUGCUUUCUCUAGUAUUGUACUUUCUUUUGCUUAACAUACUUAUUUAAUUUUGUGUUGGGAUGUCUUCUUAAUCGUUUGCUUGCGUAGGGUGUUGAUGAGCUGGCGGCAUGGAUCGUGGGUGAGCGUGCCGAACUAGAGAAUGAGGUCAAGAAGCGGUGGAAAUUUGGAUACUACGCCAAGAAGGAGAUGACUAGACUCAAGAAUGAAAAGAUUGAAAUGGAGUGCUGCUUGGAUCAGGUGGACGGGCACAUCCGUCACUUGGAGUUUGACCUUGAGUUCCUCCGAGAUGAGGUGUGUGAGGUCUGCGAUGAACUGCUUCGAGCUCAAAACAUCCAAUCACAGGAGGCUGUUAAGCGGCGUUCCCAGCUCAAGCAUUGGUCGCUUUGGAGGAGAAGCGUACAGGGCUUGCCUUUAAACUUUUAGAGGAGAAAGCGUCGCGCAUGGAGGAGCGUAGGCAGUUCAACAUCCAGUUAUCCAAGCUGAAAGGCGAUUAUGAAGGGCUGCGGUCUAGAUUUGAUGAUUAUAAAAAGGUGUGGGAGGAUACUUACGUUGCUCAAGACAGCAUAGCUUGGAGUUUGCACCAUGUGACUGCUACCGCUAAAGAGCAGAAGCAACAGUUGGGGGAGCUGGGAGUGCAGUUAGCUUCAGCUAACGAGGAGCUGGUUCGUUUGCGCCCUCAGGUAGCCACCGUGUCGUCUGUUAGAGAUUGUGCCUUCAGGUAUGACUACGAGGUUGGUAUGCUUCGCUUGAAGACCAACCUGAUGGCUAAUCCCCGCACCAAUCUUUCUAAACUUGAUUUGAAGCAAUUUGAGCCUAAUGAAGUGUCUUGCUGGUUUGUGGACACUUUGGAGCGCAAAGAGAUGCCUGACACAUUCCCUUGUCCCGUGCCCCCAGAAUGAAUCUUUCCUUUGUUUGUGAUGUAUGUAAGGCCCCUAUUUUGGGCGUGAUUUUUACACUUGAACACUUUAUUUCCUUUUGUGGGCCUUGAAUUGCCCUUACUUUUUCUAUUUCAUUUGUGGGCUCAUUCUAAACAAUUGCAUUGCUUUGUUACUUCA
Messenger RNA from Juglans microcarpa x Juglans regia, 1818 nucleotides. RefSeq lists its product as uncharacterized. The record is from RefSeq and is a predicted model, not a curated record. NCBI's taxonomy places the organism in Eukaryota, Viridiplantae, Streptophyta, Magnoliopsida, Fagales, Juglandaceae. The transcript has 2 exons. Bases 1204 to 1662 code for a protein of 152 amino acids.